Molecule: messenger RNA, 1519 nt
Organism: Lathyrus oleraceus (garden pea)
Lineage: Eukaryota; Viridiplantae; Streptophyta; Magnoliopsida; Fabales; Fabaceae
Product: NDR1/HIN1-like protein 12
Exons: 3
Coding region: 337-1242 (301 amino acids)
Biological process (GO): defense response to other organism
Cellular component (GO): plasma membrane
Source: RefSeq, a predicted model, not a curated record
GACAAAAUCAACAAUGGUGGAUUAUUGUCUCUAAAACACUAACUCACUUCAAAUCCUCACACCGUCCCUUUCCCCUUUUCCAAUGAUCUCAAUUCAUAACUCUUCUUUCUUUCCCCACCUAUGCAUUCAUCACAUUUUCCCCAAAUUUCUCAAUCUCUUCCUCUUCCCAACCCUAAAUUCUCCAUCCUUUCAAAACCCUAAUCCAAACCCAAACCCUCUUAAGGGCUUUUAAACCUUUUCCUUAAAUUCAUCAUUUACUCACUCAGAUAACAAUUCAAACCAAAAGCUCAAACCUUUCCCAUCCCAGAUUGCUUUUUCAUCCACUUCAUUUUCAAUAUGCACGCAAAAACUGAUUCUGAUGUUGCAAGUUUCGACCCAUCGUCACCCAGUUCACCAAAACGAACCGUUUACUAUGUUCACAGUCCUUCUAGAGACUCUCAUGAUGGUGACAAAUCUUCAACUAUGCAACCAAGUCCUAUGGAUUCACCUUCACAUCAAUCCUAUGUUCACCAUUCAAGAGCUUCUUCUUCCAGCAGAAUCUCUGGUGGUUAUAACUCUUCUUUGGGUAAGAAAGGGAAUAGAAAAGGUAAUGAUAAAGGCUGGCCUCAUUCUAAGGUUAUAGAAGAAGAAGAUGGUGAUUUUUAUCAUGAGAGUAAUGGAAUUUCUAGGAGGUUUCAAAUCUUCAUUGCUAUUGUCGGGUUUGUGCUGGUUUUUGCUGUCUUUUGUUUCAUCAUUUGGGCUGCUAGCUUGCAUUACAAACCUCAACUCAGUGUCAAGAGUUUGACAGUACAUAACUUCUAUUUCGGAGAAGGGUCAGACAUAACUGGAGUUCCAACUAAGAUGUUGACAGUGAAUUGUUCAAUGAGAAUGACAGUACAUAACCCUGCAUCGUUUUUCGGCAUUUAUGUUAGCUCCAAGUCGGUGAAUCUUAUGUAUUCUGAGGUUACAGUUGCAACUGGUGAGUUGAAGAAAUAUCAUCAACAGCGAAAGAGUCGCAGGACAGUAUCUGUCAAUAUACAAGGAAGCAAGGUUCCAUUGUACGGCGCCGGUGCAAGCUUUGCUAGUUUGGUGGACAACGGUAACGUAUCGACGACGCUUGUCUUUGAAGUUAAGUCGCGCGGAAAUGUUGUUGGGAAGCUGGUGAGGACUAAACACACACAGCAUGUCUCUUGCUCAGUAGCUAUUGACCCCAACAACAACAAAUCCAUCAAACUUAAAGAGAAUGAAUGUAAAUACAUCUAAAGUGGUUGUGGCCUAACAUUAGGUCCUCAGCCUGUUUAUUAUGUGUACUAUAUCAGUUCAUUUUACUGGCUUAAAGUGUUCUAAGAUAGAUUAAGAAUAUGUUUAGACUGGCUUAUUUAAAGCUUAUCUAUCGAAAAAAGCAAUUGUGAGGCUGUUUGAAAGAGUUUAUGGAAACAACUUAUGAGAAUGACUUGGUCAUAAGUUGUUUUUAGUUUGAUAGGAUACCUUGUGAAAACAAUUUAUAGAUUAUAUAAAAAUAAUGACUAUUUUGUUCGAA